AUGGCUAGGCAAAGUUGUGGAGCAUUGAUAUUUCUUGCUUGUUUAAGUUUGACUGCUGGAAGCUUGUGCCUCCCUGCUGUUCUAGUUGCCGGGUCUAAUGGUUACGGAAAUUAUAGGCACCAGGCUAAUGUAUGCCAUGCAUACCAAAUACUGAAGAAAGGUGGACUGAAAGAUGAGUACAUCAUUGUUUUCAUGUAUGAUGAUAUUGUGUUCAACACGGAAAAUCCUAGACAAGGUGUCAUCAUCAACAAACCAAAAGGCCAUGAUGUUUAUAAAGGAGUUCCCAAGGAUUAUACAGGGGAUGAUGUUAACGCAGACAAUCUUUAUGCUGUUAUUCUUGGAAACAAAAGUACCCUCAGUGGAGGUAGUGGGAAGGUUCUGCGUAGCGGUCCAAAUGACCAUAUUUUCAUAUGUUACACUGACCAUGGUGCUGCAGGAUUACUUGGGAUGCCUACUGGUACUCCUUCGGUUUUCGCAAUAGACCUCAUAGAUGUGCUCAAGAAGAAGCAUGCUGCUAAAUGUUACAAAAGCAUGGUAUUUUACCUUGAAGCUUGUGAGUCUGGGAGUAUAUUUGAAGGCCUCCUUCCAAAGAAUGUAAGUAUUUAUGCUACUACAUCAGCAAAUGCAGAAGAGGAUGGUUACUUUGUUGUUGUGUUCCACAAUGCUCCUGCUGGCUCUCAUACCAAACUGGAAGCCCAAAAGCAGCUGCUCGAUGAAAUUGCUCACAGGAAACUUGCCUCGGGGCAACCUCUAGUAGAUGAUUGGGAUUGCUUCAAGAUGCUUAUGAGGACUUAUGAGAACAACUGUGGACCUUUAUCAAAUUAUGGAAUGAAAUACACGCGAGCUAUUGCCAACAUGGGCAACGCUGGGGUAACCACAGAGAAUAUGGCUGCAGUGUCUGAUCAAACUUGUUCUAAGAAACCCGAUGUCCAGAACUUCCUUUCCGAUCAAACGAAGUAA
Molecule: messenger RNA, 960 nt
Organism: Prunus armeniaca (apricot)
Lineage: Eukaryota; Viridiplantae; Streptophyta; Magnoliopsida; Rosales; Rosaceae
Source: the annotation of a GenBank genome assembly